This is a messenger RNA of Papilio polytes (common Mormon), 514 nucleotides long. RefSeq lists its product as uncharacterized. The transcript is spliced from 3 exons. The record is from RefSeq and is a predicted model, not a curated record. The annotation marks the transcript as partial. NCBI's taxonomy places the organism in Eukaryota, Metazoa, Arthropoda, Insecta, Lepidoptera, Papilionidae.
GGCUACGUGGAGUGGAGCGAGCGCGAGGCGCGCGGCACCAACCUCAAAUGCCAGACCUCGCUCGUGUACGUCGCCAGGCCCUACCUCGAUGGCGUCAACGUCACCGAGCGCAGGAACCUCGUCUACAACUUCAGGAGUCUACUUGCCCGCGACCAGAAAGGCCACCUCAUAGCCGGGCUCUAUUUCCCGGUGGGGGGCCGCGGCAAGGACGCGCAGUUCACGCUGUUCUUCGACACAGGCACUGAGAAACAUAAGACCAAAUAUAAGUUCAACACCUUUAUCGAUCCGGAUGCUAUACCAAAAUCGAUAUCCGAGAAAGUGGAUAUUUGCAACGCGCUGUUGAAUUACAAGAAAGGUGAGUUACGGAGUAUUAUCUGCCGGCUGGCGGUGGUGAUCUCCGACCAGAGCUUCAUCGACCAGCUGCUGGAAAUCAACGAUGACAUUUGCCGCAUGUGUCUCUGACAGGCGCGUGACGGCGGCAACAUGGCCGCCAAUCCGCGCCAACACGCAACAU